Molecule: messenger RNA, 3746 nt
Organism: Mobula hypostoma (lesser devil ray)
Lineage: Eukaryota; Metazoa; Chordata; Chondrichthyes; Myliobatiformes; Myliobatidae
Gene: stk10
Product: serine/threonine kinase 10
Exons: 19
Coding region: 319-3309 (996 amino acids)
Biological process (GO): protein phosphorylation
Molecular function (GO): ATP binding; protein serine/threonine kinase activity
Source: RefSeq, a predicted model, not a curated record
GAAGCUGGACAGGUGGAUGGCGAGUGGAGGGGCAAAUAAGUUUGGAGUUAAUGGGCUAUGUGUACAUACUUCGCAUAUGUAAAUGACUUCUUAAAAAGAAGUAGGCCAUUUUCGUUCCAAGUUGGGGUAUUACCUUGUAUCGAUUGAGAAGGGGGUGAACGUUUCAUUGUGAGGGGGUUGUGCGGCUCGGCCCCGCUGGGAGCGGUCCGGGCCCGGAGCGGAGACUCGACUCCCUCCCACAGACUACCGGCUUCCUGUCCCCUCCCGUGAAGUCCCCCACCCCCCUUUCCGCGCUGCUGCGGGCUCUACCGGGCGGGCAUGGCUUUUGCUAACUUCAAGAGGAUCUUGAGACUUUCUACCUUUGAGAAGAAGAAAUGCAAACAGUACGAGCACGUCCGCAGGGACUGCAACCCCGAAGAAAUCUGGGAGGUGAUCGGGGAGCUGGGCGAUGGCGCCUUCGGCAAGGUUUAUAAGGCCAAAAACAAGGAAACUGGUGUUUUAGCUGCUGCAAAAGUUAUUGAAGUCAAGAGUGAAGAAGAACUUGAAGACUACAUGGUGGAAAUUGAAAUUCUGGCCUCGUGUGACCAUAUUUAUAUUGUUAAACAACUGGAUGCUUUCUUUUAUGAGAAUAAGUUAUGGAUUAUGAUCGAAUUCUGUCCCGGAGGUGCAGUGGAUGCCAUAAUGCUGGAAUUGGAUCGUGGGUUAACCGAACCACAGAUCCGUGUUGUAGCUCGGCAGAUGCUGGAAGCUGUAGACUACCUUCACAGCCAGAAAAUCAUUCAUCGCGACUUAAAGGCAGGGAAUGUUCUCCUCAGCCAAGAUGGCAAUGUUAAACUAGCGGAUUUUGGUGUUUCAGCAAAAAACACAAAAACUCUGCAAAAGAGGGAGACAUUCAUUGGAACACCCUAUUGGAUGGCUCCAGAAGUGGUGAUGUGUGAGACUAUGAAGGACACUCCAUAUGAUUACAAAUCUGACAUCUGGUCCUUGGGUAUAACCUUGAUUGAAAUGGCACAGAUAGAGCCACCUCAUCAUGAGUUAAAUCCAAUGAGAGUUUUACUGAAAAUUGCCAAAGGAGAUCCUCCAACAUUGGAAAAUCCAUCAAAAUGGUCUACAGAAUUUAAUGACUUUCUCAAGAAAGCACUGGAUAAGAAUCCGGAUACUCGUCUAAGUGCUGCACAGCUAUUGCAGCACCCUUUUCUGAAAGAUGUCUGUGGUAAUAAGCCACUUAGGGAAUUAGUGGCAGAGGCAAAAGCUGAAGUGAUGGAGGAAAUAGAGGACAAUAGGGAGGAAGCUGAAGAUGAUGAUUCAUCGGAACCAUUAUCACCCCUUUCAGGCCAUGCACGUGGUCCUUCUGAAUUGAGCCAAAUUAGUUUGGAAACAGAAAGCCUUCCCAAGAUCUCAGAAGUCAAUGGUGCUGAUUCUGAAGUUAUAAAGCCUGAUAACUCCAUUGAAGGACAGGUGAAUGAGGGCAUAUGCAGCAGUGAUAAAGACAAAGCAGAAAAUGAGAACUUGAAGACCAUCAGCACUGAGUCUGGAACUGAUGAUGGAAAGACCGAUCCAUCUACUGAAGACAAAUCUAAAAUGGACCUGCAGAGUAAUGAUCAAAAAAUGGAAACUAUAAAUACUUCUGUCCAAGAUUCUGAAGAGAAGGUAUUGGAGAAGAAUUCCACUGAACAAGAGCAACCAAAUUUGGUAGUCGGCUCUGAGUCUGUGCAGCCUACGCUUAUACAGACUGCUGAGGAUAUUACUGUUUCAAAGAAUGAAGAAAAUAAAUCUGAUGCCCAAGUCACUCCGGUUCCUGAUAUAUUGACUCCCAAUGGAGUGGUAGAUUCUCCUGAAAGAAUUUCCAAAAGAGAUUCCUAUUCGGGCAGUGUAUCUGCUUCUGACAGCAUGGACUUGAAUGUUUCCAUCUCAGGUGACCUAUCUAUAAACAAGGAGAGUGGUUCUCUAUCCAUUCGGGGAAAUAAAUCUAAUAACAAAACCUUGAAGCGAACUAGAAAAUUUGUUGUAGAUGGGGUGGAAGUAAGCGUCACCACGUCAAAGAUUAUUGGUGAAGAUGAGAAGAAAACCGAAGAAAUGCGAUUCCUAAGGAGACAGGAGUUACGGGAGUUGCGAUUACUUCAGAAGGAGGAACAUCGGGCUCAAACUCAACUUAAUUUGAAGCUACAGCAACAAUUGGAGCAAAUGCUACGCCGCUUUGAACAGGAAAUGAAUGCAAAAAGGAAGUUCUUUGACACAGAGUUGGAGAAUUUGGAAAGACAACAGAAACAACAAAUUGAGAAAAUGGAACAGGACCACACAAACCGGUUGCGUGACGAAGCCAAACGAAUCAAAGCUGAGCAAGAGGGGGAAUAUGCCAAAUUCAUGGAUCAAAUGAAAGCAAAGAAGAAAGAGGUAAAGAGUGAGGUUGAAAACCUUCCCAGAAACCAACGCAAAGACAGCUUGAAACAAAAAAUGGGAGAAUUUGCACAGAAGAAAAAAACACAGGAACAGGAUUUUCAAUCAAAACAGCACCAGGAGCUAGAUAUGGCACUGAAAAAAAUAAUUGCACAGAAUAAGAAGGAAAUUUCUGAUCAAGAAAGGGACUGCCUUACAAAGAAACAACAGCUCAUGAGAGACAGGGAGGCUGCCAUUUGGGAGCGAGAAGAGCACCACCUGCAGGAGAAACAUCAGUUCCUCAGACAACAGUUAAAGGAUCAAUACUCCCUGCAAAGGCAUCAGUUACUGAAAAAACAUGAAAAGGAGUUGGAGCAGAUGCAGCGUUAUAAUCAGCGGAUGAUUGAGCAACUAAAGAUCAAGCAGCAACAGGAAAAGAACAGACUUCCCAAAAUCCAAAGAAGUGAGGGGAAGACGAGAAUGGUGAUGUACAAAAAGAGUUUGCGUAUUAACUCUACAGGGAGCCAUACAGAGGACAGAGAGAAAAUUAAACAGUUUGGAAUUCAAGAAGAAAAGAGACAAAAAAUGGAAAAGCAAAAUCAGCAAAUAAAACAUGAGACUCAAAUGAGAGAAAUGCAACAAGCAUGUGAGAAUAACAUCCAUGAGCUCCAACAGCUGCAGAGUGAGAAGUGCCAUCUUCUGACUGAACAUGAAAACCAGAAGUUAAAAGCACUUGAUGAUAAUCAUAACCUGCACUUGAAGGAAUGGCAAGAAAAGCUGAAACCAAGAAAGAAAGCUUUGGAGGAAGAAUUGACUCAGAAGAAAAAAGAUCAAGAGAUGUUCUUUAAACUUAGUGAAGAAGCAGAUUGUCAGAGUCCAAGUUCACCAAACAAGGUUGCCAAAUUUUUCCCCUUCUCUUCGGAGCCAUCCUAAGGAGGUUUGGACCCAUUAUUUCUUCAUGAACUCAGGAGUACAGAUGUGUGAACAAGUCUUUAAUUUAUAUUUUCUAAACGUGUAUUAAUAUUUCCUGACUUGAGAAUGCUAUAUUUACUACUGAAUUUGAACUGCUGAAUGUUACUGUAUUCAUUUGCAGAUCUUGGCUCGGAAUAAAAAUCUAUUCUUUAGAUGUAUAGAAGUGUUCUUUAGUUACGGAAGGAUAAUUUUGUGCCUAUGUUCUUUACUUGUUUUUCAGAGCUUCCUUUUCUAUACAUGUAAUGCAAGGUUAAUUUUUUUUAGUUUGUACACCAAAACAAUUUUUACUAAAUAUUCUUGAUACUUGAUUAGCUAAUUGAAAGACUGGGUUCAGGCAAAAAUCACACUUUUUUUUUAAGUGAACCAGAAGUUUAAAAAAAGCUAAUAAAAGUUGAUCU